Messenger RNA from Formica exsecta, 740 nucleotides. It is a transcript of the gene mRpL13, whose product is annotated as 39S ribosomal protein L13, mitochondrial. Gene Ontology annotation, molecular function: structural constituent of ribosome; mRNA binding. NCBI's taxonomy places the organism in Eukaryota, Metazoa, Arthropoda, Insecta, Hymenoptera, Formicidae. The transcript has 4 exons. Gene Ontology annotation, cellular component: ribosome; mitochondrial large ribosomal subunit. The coding region runs from base 139 to 675 and encodes 178 amino acids. The record is from RefSeq and is a predicted model, not a curated record. Gene Ontology annotation, biological process: negative regulation of translation; translation.
AUAAUAUAUAUAUAUAUAUAUAAUAGUAGAGUAGUAUGUGUAAAUCAUUGCGACCAUAACCUCAAAUUGAAUGAAAUAUAAACCAGAAUAGAAUAUUGCAGCAGAGUGUAUAAUAAAAGUUUAUUGUCGGAAAUUAUCAUGUCACUCGCGCGAAGAGGACAGCAUUGGGGAACAUUCGCCCGUAUUUGGCAUAUAUAUGAUGCAACAUGGCAAGACCCAUAUAAAAGUGCAAGGUUAAUAAAGCACUAUCUUAUGGGAAUGCAUAAACCAAUUUAUCAUCCAUUGAAUGAUUGUGGCGAUCAUGUAGUAGUAAUAAACAGCAAGGAGAUUGCUUUACGCGGCGAUGAGUGGCGAAAACGUGUAUAUUUCCAUCAUACAACAUAUCAUGGAGGUGCUACUUGGACUCUCGCAUGGGAAUUACAUAACAAGGAUCCAACUCUGAUUGUACAAAAGGCUGUAUAUAGAGAAUUGCCAAAAAACUUGCAACGGAAACAUACCAUGCAAAGGCUGCAUAUAUUCCCAGACAAUAAGAUACCCAAGGAUAUAUUCAAAAAUAUUAGCAAUCAACUUAAACAGCUAAGAACCGUCCCAGUUCGACUAGAUCAUAUUCCACAGGAAGAAAUAGAUAAUAUCCCACAACUUUUAAAAUACCCCAAAAAUUACAUUCUUAAAUAAGUUUAAUGUAAAUAUUAUAUAAUGUAAAUGUAUUCAGAAAAUAAUAAUACACAUUUUAAUAAUAA